UCAGUGGAGUGAAUGGCCAAUGGGAGUUGGCUUGUCGAGCAAACACUGAGCUCUACGUUCUCAUUCAUUCAGAGUUAGACAGGCAUGCAGUGUUGAAGAGAGCACGUCCUCGAUUAGCGCUUGCUUUUGAGCAUUCCGCCUAACAAAAACCGUAUUUUACUACAAUUUACUCAUUAUAAUUCGAAGACGGAAGCCAUUGGAUAUAUAAUUAUUUGUUUUCAUAUUGUAAAUUAAUUAAAGUGUGAUUUUUCAAAAUCCUAAAGAAGAUUCCUCCUGCAAUUGUUACUCCGCUCUAGGACUAAACUGGGUUGUCUGACUAGAUCGGCUUCAAGUGCGCAACCUUUAUUGGGUGCAUCAAGAAGCGUGGAUUUACAAUUUCUGGAACACAGUGUGUAAUGCACCAGAGUUUAAGAAGGAAUAACGAAAGAAGAUAAGCUACAACAUCGUAUCAGGAUUUAACGCAAUCGUUACGAAUGUUAAGAGCUAAUUAAAAUACGCUUGGACAAUUUACUUGGAUGGAGUUUUUGUAUAUUGGUUGAUGGAAUCGACGUUAUGGAUGGUUGCAGAUGGGUUUUCUGAUGCAUGCCAAGUCCACGGUGAAUGUCGGAAGUGGUGAUCACCCCAGAUGGCGCUCCAAAGUCAACAUGGCCCUGGCGGUUCAUUAGUGGUGAUCCAGCAGCCUGCCCUGGAGGGCCGGCAGAGGUCAGAUUACGAGCGGGAGCUCCAUCAUGCCGCCAUCCUCUCCCUGGACCAAAUCAAGGCCAUUCGCUCCAGCAACGAGUACACAGAAGGGCCCUCGGUGGUCCGGAGGCCCCCUGCGCCCCGCAUGGCACCCAGGCCCGAGAAGCAGCAGGAGAGGACUCACGAGGUAAUCCUCGUCAAUGUGAACAACAACUAUGAGCACCGGCCGGUAGGGCAUGGCCACCACGGUGGGGUGGUGGUAGUAGCCGGAGGCCAGCAGUGUAGCUCCAGGGCCCCGGUCCUUAAUCGCUCCACCAGUACGGGCAGCGCGGCCAGCUCCGGGAGCAACAGCAGUGCAUCCUCUGAGCAGGGACUCCUGGCCCGCUCACCUCCUUCUAGACCGGGGAUGGUGGCCCUCCACCAGCACCACCAUAGAGCCGAGAGGACUCAGCCUGUUCGGGCUCAGCCCAAGGCGCUGCUAGCCCCCCAGCAUGGCUCUCACCCGCCGCCGCCACUGGAGGCACCGCUCAAGCCCUCAGGGAAAGGGGACGUGGCGUCUGGCCACCAGUUCAUCUGCGAGCGCUGCGGGAAGUGCAAGUGCGGGGACUGCACAACCCCAAGGACCCUGCCCUCGUGCCUGGCCUGCAACGGCCAGUGCCUGUGCUCAGCGGAGAGCGCCCUGGAGCAUGGCACGUGCAUGUGCCUGGUCAAGGGCGUCUUCUACCACUGUUCCAACGACGACGAGGGAGACUCGUGCGCCGACAACCCCUGCUCGCUGUCGCGCUCCCACUGCUGCUCACGCUUCCUCUGCAUGGGAUUACUGUCGGUACUGUUCCCCUGUUUGCUGUGCUAUCCGCCCGUCAAGGGGUGCCUGAAGGCGUGCCAGGGCUGCUACGACCAAGUCAACAGGCCCGGCUGCCGCUGCAAGAACUCCAACACUGUCUAUUGCAAAAUGGAGAGCUGGUCCCCACAGACCCUGGAAAAGCCUUCCUGAUCCCGUGUGUGUGUGUAGGAAGAGGGGCAGUCGAUCCCCGUGCGGUUCUGGCGAUGAUAAUAAUAUUCACUAUUGAUGUUAAUCAAACUUUUGAAGCACCUCCCAUCCGCCUCCCUUUCUCCAACAGGGAAUCCUGCUAGGAGUAAAGCACGGAAUAUGAAAACCACUCAAUUAUUUUUAUAUUUCCUUCCUUUUUUUCUGACAGGACCAUGUUUUUACAGACCAGUGUUUUGUCUGAACUGUUUCUGUCUCUCUUCAGCUACUCAUUAAGAAUAUUCUGUUAGCUAGGCAGUUUCCCUGGUGCUUUAAGCUUCAAGUGAGAGCAGCCUCUUACCAAAUCUGUGAAGGACUAUCUAGCCAGGCAAUAUGUAGCUGUUACCACGUGUUCAUAGCAAACGAGGAUUGUUUGAAUUCCCAGUUGCUACCACACUAAGACCAUGGUUAUCUGGGUUUCUGUGCUCGAGUUGCAUUAUGGAAAGCACAUCCAUCUCAUAGUAUUCUGUUGGAUAUGUUUCCCCCCCCCCCCCCCCCCCCACUCAUCAUUCACACAUUCUGUGGUAUUCUUCCCUUUUAUUUGUUUUCAUUUUGUAAACUGUAUUGCUCAAAUCCAUAAGAGUAAAUUCUUGCUAUUUUUUUGAAAGAAAAUGUCUGUUAAAACAUUUUUUUUUGUGUGUGUAAAAAUAUUUAUUAUGUGAAGCUCUAUUUUAUGAUAUUUAUUGCAAAAGACAGUCUUAAAUGUACUCAUGUCUGAAUAUAACAAAAUAUCAAUACUUACUGAAAAAUUAAAGGGUGGCACAAAAGAAAAAGCUAUGUUAACUUUUAAUGCAGAAAAUAUAUUAAUAAUGAAAAAAAAAUGUUGUCUUGAUUAUCCUCAUUACAUUGACCCUUGAGUGAUUUGCGCUGGUUUGAAUGCUUUCUAGGUAUUGAGAUGUUUCAUAAGCAGUGAAUGGGUCUGGUUCUUGCAUACACCAUAGAGUACAAUUCUGAAACUGAGAACAGACUUUGGUUGAUUUAUUUCAAGCAAGUGGUGCUUUUCUUUGCAAAACUUGGAAUACUUUGGUCAACAAGUUGAUAUUUACUCAUUUGGAAUUCUGCUAAAAAAAAAUAUAAUUUGAGUCAUAGGUAUGUCAGCAAUCAAGUUUUCAAGAUAUAGAACUUUCAAAAUAUAGUAAGUGCAAAACGCAUCAUACUUUCUGUAUUUUAAUGUUCUAUAUCAACUUGAUUGUUGACAUGCAAAACAUUUUGGGACUGUAUCAAUAGUGGACUAAUGUAACAAAUACCAAAAGAGUUUGAGUGGUAUUUUCUUUUAAGAAACUUCAUUCCAGCCAAGAGGUCACCACCAAACUUAGUAAUAGCUUCAUUCCUUUGUUUAAAAAGUUGCUAGAUCGGGAUGUUCCCAACUCCUAAAUGGUCUCCAUAUUGAGGCCACUGUGUGUGUCUGAGAAAUGAGAGCCACCAUUAUGACUACCCAAGGCCACCUGUUCAAAGAUAAUAAACCAGCUAUCAAUGCUAAGCUUUUAUGGCAUGUUCCUGCACUAAAGGCAAAGAUGGGGCAGAUACAGACCCCAUUUGGCUGCUUCUUUUAGUCAUUGAAUUUAUCACUCUGGAAGUUUUCUGACCCCCAGGGGGUAAGUACAUCACUUCUAAAGUUGGUGGGCCUGAAAUGGCAGACCGGGCAACAGGAAAUGCAGUGAAAUAAUAGGGUUUAACUUUGAGUGGGCAGUUAGUCUGAAAUACUAUGUUUCAGUUUAGCUGGAGCAGGAAACUCUUGACCUCGAGUUAAACAAGCACAGUUAUUCAGGGAGGUAAUAUGUGUAAUAUAACUAGGUUAUGUGGUAAACAUUGAGAAGGGGGUAUUUUUGUCGAAAACCAAGUGGCAUUUUAUGAUUUAGCUGACUAGGCUCUUGCUGGACCCAACCUGUAGGAUUCCUUGUCACUAUGGUUCAACAGAACAACCCUUCCAGAUGUCUCCUUUUAUUUAAUGUGCUUUUUCACAUUUUGGGUCUGGAAUGUUCAUUUUUGUUACAUUGAAUUAAGAGUGAGUUAGUGAUUUGUCCAUUUCUGUUACCUUUGAGCCCCAUUUUCUCAUGGCUCCUGGACAUUUGCAAAUGUGUUUUUCUUCAGGUUUCACUUUAGAUCCCUGACAUCGAGGACAGAGCUAAAACUGAAUUCAGGAGGCGGCCAACAUGAAGCUAAUGUUUACUUUAUAUUUUCCAGCCUCAUCCAAAUAAGGAAACCUCUUCGCUCCGCAUUUCCAGUUCUCAGAUUUUAACAAGAGACCCUUAAAAACCUUCCUUUUUUUCAAUCAGAUGAAAUGCCUAGCGGUUAAGAGUGUUCGGCCAGUAACCGAAAGGUCGCUGGUUCUAAUCCUCGACCUGACUAGGUGAAAAAUCUGUCGAUGUGCCCUUGAGCAAUGUACUUCACCUUAAUUGCUCUGGAUAAGAGUGACUAAAAUAUAAUUACCAAAAUAAUUUAAGGGUCUUAAUAUUUGUUUUCUAUUUCAAGGAUCCCACUCCAAGUCCAUUAUUUGUCAUCAUCGCCCCUACAAGCUUCCAUAUUAUUCAUCAUUCUCGUGUCAAGUCCCACACUGGGGUGAAAGUCAAUCUGAGUCAGUGAAGUCAUUCCAUGGCACAAGUCGCCACAAAGCGAACUGGCACCCUCGCACUUGAUGCAGAGUAAAUUUAGCAGCACCACACGCCCACGGGGUGCUAUUUUUGAGUGUGUCAAGCUUGGCGGCCCUUCUCCCGGGGCCCUCUGACAGCAUUGGGGCCUUGAGAGUGCAAACAUGCAUGACUACCCUGUGAGUCACCACGGUGGAACCCACAAGCUCUGCUGCCGGCCGGGGCUGUCCUUAGCCAGGGCACUGCUGCUGCCACUGAAGCUUUUCUAUAAACACUUCCCGGAGCAUUCGUCACCAAAGGCAAAGCUCAGCUUUCAGUGAGCCUAACCUCAGUGCCUUUCCAUCAUUUUCUUAAUAACAUCUAAAUGGAAAUUAGCAUUCAUGGACUUUGUUGGGUGAAACCGUUUCUGAGAGAUGGAGGGAACCAUAUGGUGGUGAAUGUAGACAAGUUUCUGGUUCAAUGUUUUUGGAAAUAUUUUUUCCCAUAGCAUUGGAAAUCUAAUGAGAUCUGAUGAAAUCAGAUGAAUCUUCAUUCAUCUGGAUGGAGUAAAAGUUCAAGAUAACAGAUAACACAGAACACCUGCUACAAUCAAAUCAACAUUUAUUUGUCACAUGCUUUGUAAACAACAGGUGUAGACUAACAGUGAAAUGCUUACUUAUGGGUCAUUUUCCAACAAUGCAGAGUUAGGAGAAAAUAGUGACACAAGGAGUAAAUACACUAAAUAACAAUAACGAGUAAAAGUAACAAGGCUAUAUGCAGGGAGUACCAGUACCGAGUCGAUGUGCAGGGGUGCGAGGUAAUUGAGGUAGCUACGUACAUACAGGUAGGGUUAACGUGACUAGGCAACAGGAUAGACAGUUGCAGCAGCAUAUGUGGUGAGUGUGUGGGGCGUCAGUAUGCACGUGUGCGUAUGUAGUGUGUUUUGGGAUAUCAGUGUAAGUAUGUGUGAGUGUGCAUAGAGUCAGGGCAAGAGAGAUUGUGCCAAAAAGGGUACAUGCAGGUAGUCUGGGUAGCCAUUUGAUUAGCUAUUUAGAAGUAUGUUCUUAGCAGUCUUACAGCUUGGGGGGUAGUAGCUGUUCAGGGUCCUGUUGAUUCCAGACUUGGUGCACUAAUACCGCUUGAUGUGCAGUAGCAGAGAUAACAGACUAUGGCUUGGGUGGCUGGAGACUUUGACCAUUUUUUGUGUAGAGGUCCUGAAUGGGAGGGAGUUCAGCCCCAGUGAUGUACUGGGCCAUACUCAUUACCCUCUGUAAUGCCUUGCGGUCAGGUACCUUGCAUUAGCCGUACCAAGCGGUGAUGCAGCCAGUCAAGAUGCUCUCAAUGGUGCAGCUGUAGAACUUUUUGAGGAUCUGAGUGCCCAUGCCAAAUCUAUUCAGCCUCCUGAGGGGGAAGGGGCGCUGAUGUGCCCUCUUCACAACUGUGUGGGUGUGUGUGGACUAUGUUAAUUCCUUAGUGAUGUGGACACCUAGGACCUUGAAGCUCUCGACCCGCUCAACUACAGCCCCAUCAAUUUGGAUGGGGGCCUGCUCCGUUUCCUGUAGUCCAUGAUCAGCUCCUUUGUUUUGCUUAUGUUGAGGGAGAUGCUGUUGUCCCGACACCACACUGCCAGAUCUGACUUUCUCCCAAUACGCUACCUCGUCGUCGGUGAUCAGUCUUACCACCGUUGUGUCGCCAACAAACUCGAAGGUGUUGGAGUCAUGUGCAGCCAUGCAGUUGUGGAUGAACAGGGAGUACAGGAGGGGACUGAGCACACACCCCUGAGGGGCCCCCGUGUUGAUGGUCAGUGUGGCGGGAGGUGUUGUGUUGUGGCGGAUGUGUCUGGUUUCUAUUCUGAGGCUGGUUGGUUACAAGGAAAACACAUUUACUUUAGUGACCUUUUUAUAAUUCACAUAUUAGUAAUAAACAAUGUUUUAUCAGGUGCUGGGACUACUUUGGCAGAGGUGUUCCAUUGGAACCAAGCCUCUUUGCAUUUUCUCCUUGGUUUCACACACAGGGCCAGGGUGUAAACCCUUCACACAUUGUUCCCAACUGCUGUGUGUCUAUGCAGCGUUACUGCCAUCUGAUACCACACAUUAUUCCCAAGCCCCUCUUCCUGUCUGUCUUUGUCUGCCAUUUUAUGGACAAAGGCUAGUAGGCUAUACGGAGGAGAAGGCGGGGGUUGAGUGAGAGGGUCAAUAACCGAGCCUUGGCAAUCAUUCAGAGGGAUCCUAUUGUAAUUAAUGGCCAGGCACGUUUGAGAGAUGAGCUUUGCGCUAGAUCAAUAGCUUUUAUUUCAUCACCGGGAUUGAUUCAUCAGCAUGCAGAAGGCCACUUCCUCCCAGACUGAUCACAAAGUCACAGCUAAUACCUUCUAACCAACGAUAAGUAUGUUUCCUACUAAUGCCAAAUUCAAUCAAAUCCAAGUGGCCGAUGCGUUAAUCUAACAAAUGUAACGAGAAGUGAAGACGGUUUGAUAAUUCUGUCAAGAAAUGCUAAUUUGGGUCUGGGAAGGCGUAGAAAAGAGAAUUACAUCUAGAUAUUUUAAAGCAACAGUUGGAUGGCUAAAUGUUCUGAUAAAUACACCAACAAAAUAUCCACCUAUUUUCUCAAACGGUGUAGGCUACAGAGUUACAGUACUGUGUACUUCAUGAGCCACAGUACAUUAGCUAUGUAUACUGCUCUUCCUUCUGGCCGGAUGGGCCCACAUUGAUAAGAUCAUGUCCUUGCUCCUUUCUUAACACCCCCAGAGCUAUGUACAACCCCCCCCCCCUUCUCCUUUCCUUUUUUCCUUGAUAUCUCAACCGAGGAAAAAAAUGCCUUCCAAAACUUCAAAAAAUAAAAGAGCUUAAAUCA
Molecule: messenger RNA, 7128 nt
Organism: Salvelinus fontinalis (brook trout)
Lineage: Eukaryota; Metazoa; Chordata; Actinopteri; Salmoniformes; Salmonidae
Product: protein sprouty homolog 1-like
Exons: 2
Coding region: 626-1675 (349 amino acids)
Biological process (GO): negative regulation of MAP kinase activity; negative regulation of Ras protein signal transduction; animal organ development
Cellular component (GO): membrane; cytosol
Source: RefSeq, a predicted model, not a curated record